AUGCCAUUGACGGGAGGCCAGCUGGAAGAGUUGAACUUGUUUCAUCGGAAAGUGCAUGAGGAUGAGCCCAAAGAUCUUUUGCAAUUCGCCGCAAACUAUUUUAACAGAAGACUAGAACAACAGCGGUUCUUUGCACGUAACCAAGAGUCGUUGGCACUGUCGAAAGGCAUUGUGUUGUUUCCAUCUGCAACAAGAAACGAUUCGGUCGUUGCAUCUGCUUCAGCAGCUGCUGGAUUGAAAGGUGCAGAAUCGCAAUCCAAUGAUCAAAUCUUCAAAGCAUCGUUUGCGGAAACCGAUCCACAUGCCACAGGUGCAGCAGCUUCAAUCCAAGAAGCAGGAAUGGCUCCAGAUACAGUGAGCAGCGAAGAAGGCAGCGAAAUGGCCGGUUUUGGCUCAGGCAUCUUCAAAGAUAACUUCCGUGUGAACAAAAGCUCAGACAAGCACAUCAAGAAACCUGUGGAUCCCAUGGCACCCGCAGAUCAGGCUGGAUCAUCACCACAACCCACAACGGCUCCUAGAAGAUCUGUAGCAGUGCCCAGACCAUUGCCCAUGAACUUCAACGCUCAAAGACGCACGUCCGUAAGUGGAGAAACGAUGCAGCCCGACAAUCUUGAUGAUUGGAAGCCCGAGAACUACAGCGAAAAGACAGGUCUACAACUGGAGAGGCUUGAAAAGGCCAUUGGUCGCAACUUUUUGUUUAACAAGCUUGACACCGAGUCCAAGAGACUGGUGAUAAAUUCUUUGGAGGAGAAAAGUGUAAAAGAAGGCAAGGAAAUCAUUAAGCAAGGUGACGAAGGUGACUAUUUUUACAUUGUCGAAAGGGGCAAUGUGGAUUUCUUUGUUGGAUCUCAAAAGGUCAACACUUCGGGCCCAGGUUCCAGUUUCGGAGAACUGGCUCUCAUGUACAACAGUCCCAGAGCUGCCACGGUUUUGGCCACCACGGACUGCGUGCUGUGGGCUCUUGAUAGAUUGACGUUCAGAAGAAUUCUACUGGGCAGCUCUUUCAAGAAGAGAAUCCUAUAUGACGAACUUCUCAAGUCCAUGCCUGUUCUGCAGUCUUUGACCACUUACGACCGUGCCAAAUUGGCGGAUGCUCUAGAUACAGAAAUAUAUCAGCCGGGACAAAUCAUAAUUCGCGAGGGUGACAGCGGUGACAACUUCUAUUUUAUCGAGUUUGGGGAAGCGGAAGUGUCCAAGGAGCAACAUGGAAUUAUUGCACACCUGAAGCAAGGCGACUAUUUCGGAGAAGUAGCAUUGUUGAACGAUCUACCCCGUCAAGCAACGGUGAAGGCCAUCAAGAAGACCAAGGUGGCUACGCUCGGUAAGAGCGGAUUUCAAAGACUUCUGGGGCCUGCGGUCGAGGUUUUGAAGCUCAACGAUCCCACCCGUGUGGACCAUUGA
Lachancea lanzarotensis is the source of this 1401-nucleotide messenger RNA. It is a transcript of the gene BCY1, whose product is annotated as LALA0S08e03598g1_1. Bases 1 to 1401 code for a protein of 466 amino acids. Gene Ontology annotation, biological process: regulation of protein phosphorylation. The transcript has a single exon. Gene Ontology annotation, molecular function: cAMP-dependent protein kinase regulator activity. Gene Ontology annotation, cellular component: cAMP-dependent protein kinase complex; nucleus. The record is from RefSeq and is a predicted model, not a curated record. NCBI's taxonomy places the organism in Eukaryota, Fungi, Ascomycota, Saccharomycetes, Saccharomycetales, Saccharomycetaceae.